Messenger RNA from Camellia sinensis, 553 nucleotides. NCBI's taxonomy places the organism in Eukaryota, Viridiplantae, Streptophyta, Magnoliopsida, Ericales, Theaceae. The record is from RefSeq and is a predicted model, not a curated record.
UUUGUUAUGUUCCAACACAAUCUGCUCUUUGGAGGAAGUUUAGAUGGAUACGAUCAGCAUGGGGAUUGGAUGUUUGAUGUCGACAAUAUGUCAUAUGAGGAACUGCUCAAUUUGGGUGAUAGGAUUGGCUAUGUGGGUACAGGGUUACAAGAGGAUGAGAUUUUUCGCUGCCUAAGGAAAUCGAAGCACUCAAUGUCAGAAUCCUUUCCACUACUUAAGUCUACCGACAAGGAUUGGAAGUGUAGCAUUUGUCAAGAGGGCUGGAAAGCAGAUGAUAAGAUGGGAAGACUGGAUUGUGGACACUAUCAUCAUUUACAUUGCAUUAAAAAGUGGCUUUUGCAGAAGAAUGCAUGCCCGGUCUGCAAAACUGCAGCUGUAGCCAACAAAUGAGGCCGGAACGCCUUUGAAAGUCAUCUCCUUUCAACCAAACUAGUUUUGGAUAGAAGUUUCAACUCUCUACUUUGCUCUAUACAAGUACACAAUUUUUGUUGUACCAUUUAGGUCCCUGUUUACCUUGGCCUUCUGGUUCGAGUCAAGUUGCCAAAGGGGGGGG